GGAGCUGAGUUUGCAGGCUGACAGGGAUGCAAAGGGCUGGUGGUGCUGAUGUCAGAGCCAGAAGACAGUUGUGAUUGGACCUAAUUAGACUUUGCAGCAGCAAAUAGACAAGCUCCCUGCGUGAUUGGCUUCAAAGUGGCUGGUGCCAAACAACUAGCAGACGAGCCAAAGUAGGAGCCCUGCGUUCGCUGGGAGCCCGGUCCGGAGCGGCCGCCUGGAGGAGGAGGGCAGCGGGGAGGGGGCGCACCUCCCCGCCGAGUCCUGUGGAGGAGCUGCUGCCGGCCGGGGUCCCCCCGCCCGAGCUGGCCGAGAACAGCUGGGGAGCAGGAGCGGGAGCCCGAGGCUCGUCCUGAAAAGUGAGCCCGCUCCCGGCCCGCAGGCAUCCGGCAGCGCCGGGCCAGCAGCAAAGGUGAGCUGCUGGGGACCGGGUCCCUCCCGGCUCUGGCGGCUGCGUCUCGGGCCAUGGCCUCGGUCCUGGGCACCAGCAGAGGGGCCGGAGGAGGGCUGAGCGGCCAACUCAAAUGCAAGUCCCAGAGGAGACGGCGGCGGUCCAAGAGGAAAGACAAAGUAACCAUGUUGUCAGCCUUCAUCGCUCCCUUCAAGCACUUAAGCCCCGGGGCCACCAACACGGAGGAUGAAGACAAUCUAAGUACCAGCAGCGCGGACGUGAAGGAAAACCGCGUGAGCAACUGGGAGGCGAGGCCCCUGGCCGCCAGCGACAGGGCCAGAGGCGGCACGCCCGGCGUGAAGCGGAAGAGGCCUCUGGAGGAGGGCAACGGUGGCCACCUGUGCCCCCUGCAGCUCGUCUGGAGGAAGCUCUCGUGGUCCGUGGCGCCCAAGAAUGCGCUGGUGCAGUUGCACGACCUACGCCCGGGCCUGCAGUACCGCAUGGUGUCCCAGACCGGCCCCGUGCACGCGCCCGUCUUCGCCGUGGCCGUGGAGGUCAACGGGCUCACCUUCGAGGGCACGGGGCCCACCAAGAAGAAAGCCAAGAUGCGGGCGGCCGAGCUGGCGCUCAGGUCCUUCGUGCAGUUCCCCAACGCCUGCCAGGCCCAGCUGGCCAUGGGCGGUGGCGCCGGGCCAUCCACGGACUUCACCUCCGACCAGGCCGACUUCCCCGACACGCUGUUCAAGGAGUUCGCGCCCGCCGCCCCCAGCGAGGCCUUCCCCGGCCGCCGGCCCGCCGACCCCGGGCUGCUGGCCACGGCCUGCCCGCGGGGCCGGCUCCUCUGCCACCCGCUGGAUCUGGUGGGCCCUGCGGCCCCGGGCGACAGGAACCCCGUGGUCGUGCUGAACAAGCUGCGCUCCGGCCUGCGCUACGUGUGCCUCGCGGAGCCGGCCGAGAAGCAGCGGGCCAAGAGCUUCGUCAUGGCCGUGUGCGUGGACGGCAGGACGUUCGAGGGCUCAGGACGCAGCAAGAAGCUGGCCAAGGGCCAGGCGGCGCGGGCCGCCCUCCAGGCCCUCUUCGACAUCCGGCUGCCGGGCCACGUCCCCAGCAGGAGUAGAGGUCAGCUCCUGCCCCAGGAAUUCGCAGACUCCGUGUCCCAGCUGGUCACACAGAAGUUCCGCGAGCUGACCGUGGGCCUGGCGUCCGCGCACGCCCGCCACAAAGCACUGGCAGGGAUCGUCAUGACCACAGGCUUGGACGUCAGGCAGGCACAGGUCAUCGUCCUGUCCUCGGGCACCAAGUGCAUCAGCGGCGAGCACAUCAAUGACCAGGGGCUGGUGGUCAAUGACUGCCACGCGGAGAUCGUGGCCCGGAGGGCGCUGGUCCACUUCCUGUAUGCACAGCUGGAGCUUCACCUCAGCAAGCGGCGGGAGGACUCAGAGCACUCGAUAUUCGAACGGUCCAAGGACGGCGGCUACCGGCUGCGGGACAACGUGCUGUUCCAUCUCUACGUGAGCACGUCCCCCUGUGGAGAUGCCAGGCUGCACUCACCCUAUGAGAUCACGGCCGACCUCAACAGCAGUAAACACAUCGUCAGGAAGCUCCGUGGACAUCUACGCACCAAGAUCGAGUCUGGGGAAGGGACCGUCCCCGUCCGGGGCCCCAGCACCGUACAGACAUGGGAUGGCGUCCUGCUGGGUGAGCAACUGGUCACCAUGUCCUGCACAGACAAGAUUGCCAGGUGGAAUGUGCUGGGACUGCAGGGCGCGCUGCUCUGCCACUUCAUCGAGCCCGUGUACCUGCACAGCAUCAUUGUGGGGAGUCUGCACCACACCGGCCAUCUCUCCCGGGUGAUGAGCCACCGGACCGAGGACAUCGGCCAGCUGCCGACCUCCUACAGGCACAACCGGCCCCUCCUCAGUGGUGUGAGCCAUGCCGAGGCGCGCCAGCCUGGAAAGUCCCCACACUUCAGCGUGAACUGGGUGGUGGGCAACACCGACGUGGAGGUUAUCGAUGGCACCACCGGCAGGCGGAGCUGCGGGGGCUCCUCGAGGCUCUGCAAGCACGUGUUCUCCGCGCGGUGGGCGCGGCUUUACGGAAAGCUGAGCACACGGAUUCCGAGCCACGGAGACACGCCGUCUGUGUACUGUGAGGCCAAGCGGGGGGCCUGCACCUACCAGUCUGUUAAGCAGCAGCUGUUCAAGGCAUUUCAGAAGGCCGGGCUGGGCACAUGGGUGAGGAAGCCGCCCGAGCAGGACCAGUUCCUACUAACCCUCUGAGCCACCGGACCUGCGGUUCCCGGAGCGGAGUGGGCGCCCGGGCAGGGCGGGGUGAGUGCGCGUGCGUGGGGCGGCAGGCGGUGCUCACCGGCUCUUCCUGCUCAUUUCCCCUUGGUGUUCCAGAAGCACAUGCGUGGCCAACGUUCGACGGGCAGCUAGACUCAAACCGGGAGCGUACUGCUCCCACGUUGUCAGAAGCCGGGCGGCCCCCCGACCUGGAGGCGCAGGUGCAGCCAACUCUUCCUGGUGUGUCAAAGGGAAAGCUUCCGUUCAGGCUAAAGGGUCUGAGGUGCAGCCUUGAACAGCGGAGCCGAGGGCUGCGGCUGGAAACGAGCCUCGGGCACCGUUCCCUGGGUCUUCCUCCCCGCCACGCGCCUCGGGCGACGCGUCUGGUUCUCUCUAGCACAAGCUGACACGAUACUUCAGGAUAAGCCACAAUGAAGAGAAAAGCCAUGGGCUCCUCUCCAAAGAAGCCAACAGAAAGCUCUACCACCCUCAUUACUCACUUAAGUUUUAACCCCACCUCCUUUCACAGCAGAUUCAAGAUGUGCAAUGCUGAAGAACCCCUAAGCCAGAACCAGAGAAAUGAAGUCCAUUCUUGCAGAGCGAAGGAACAGGGCCCACAGCACCCGUGAGCAGAGAUGUAGGACGUGGGCAGACUGCACUUCCAGAACUGUGUGCCACAGACCACCCCUGUACCUGGACCGGUCCCCACCGGUCCUCACUGGUCCCCACCGGUCCCCACCAGUCCUCAACAGUCCCCACCAGUCCCCACCGGUCCCCACUGGUCCCCACCAUCCACACCCAGACCAGUCCCCACCGGUCCCCACUGGUCCCCACCAGCCACACCCGGACCAGUCCCCACUGGUCCUCCCCAGUCCCCACCAGCCACACCUGGACCACAGUCUCUGUGACGGGUGCCCACAGCUGCUGGCAAUGUUUGAGCUGUUACGGGUUAACUACCCCACAAGCCCCUCACCAGGUCACAAGGACACCAAGUCUUGGACCACACUCUGACUUUUAACUAAAUUUUUAUUAGUGAGUGAGCAAAGAAAAAACAUCCAGAGCAACCUUUACUUGGAGCUUGAGAAGUAUCAGCUCUCUAUUGCUUUGGGUCCCCUGAUCACCAUCUUGCAUGACCAAAAAAAAAAAAAAAAAAAUCACAUAAUGCAGCUGCUGAAAUGCAAGAGGCAGGAUUCUGUCCCCUUCAUGGCAGGUGCCAAACAACCAGACCAUUUGGGCUUUAGCCUGUGGCACCCUUCUUAAGAGUCAGGGCGAGGCCACAUGGCCUGUCCACACCAGAGGGAGGCAUUUCUCUUACACACCUUCGUUCCAUCCAGGUACCUUGAAUUGUUCUACUCUGACCACUAAGGACUCAUUUCUAACAUCUAACAUGCUACCUAACAGGCCUCUAAUUUCUCCAACAGAAGAUCCACAUCUGCAAGUCACUGUGGCAAACAGCAAAGCUUCACAGUAGCCAGCGCUGGGCAUGGGCCUCCUGGUUAGAAUCCCAGCUGGCCACCCAUGGGCGCACACCCUGAAAACACAGGAUUGCCCCAUAACGCAAGAAAUGUGAGCACAACAUCAUGCAGUAGAUACUCAAGUACAGAUUGCAGAUCUAACAGCGAGGCAAAAAUGAAACAAAAUAUGUUUUAGAGACUUGUUAUGGGCUAACAAGUAGAGGUGUUAGUAUGGAAGCAAACUCUCUCUAGGACUUAAUAUAGAGUCAGACCCAUUGUUCAAGUUCUUCCAGAAAAGGAAAUGGCCACUGAGUGCACAAGUUCCUCAAGACAAAGUUUUGAAAGAUAUGAAAAUGUUUUUGCAAACAUAAGACCCAUACCAAUCUUUCAUAAAAGUUGAGGAAAUAACAAUGAAAUGUUAACUCAGUAUAAAAGCUAUAGUCAAAUUGCCACUUUACAUUAGUUUCUGAUAGUCUGACAUGUCACCAGGAGGAAGCUUAGGGACGCAGAAACCCAGAGCUGACUUAUGACUUAGACUCUGACUCGCCCUUCUCCGGAGCCCUCCUCUGAAAGGAAGGAGGUGCGGUCGAGUCCUGGAGGAAACCUGUGUCCUGAACCUUCCAUUACUGGCAUUCUGAGCUGUUGCUUUAUAUCAACGUGCUCCAAAUAAUGGUCCUUCCACCCAGAGGAGCCAACAGCAGCAGCAGGAGCCAGAGGACAGACGCCAGACAGAUCCAUCCACAAACCACACAGCGGGUUCCACCAGGAGAUCUGACCCCGGCAACUUGGGUGGCGCUCAGCUCGCUAAUAACAGACACUCCCAUAAGGGCCGAACUGUGGCUAUCUGGUCACCAUUCAUUUCAUCUGAGACACUGGCUCUCCAGAAGCGUCACUAAAAUAUAAGUAUCUCCUUCUGGAGAAAGCCAGACCUCAGUGCCAGCAUAGGACUCGUCCAUCAGGCCAGAGGGGACAUCCUGCAGGGAGAGGAGAUGGCUCCACAGAGGAGGUUGACAGCGGCAGAGGCAUUGGCACGGCAGCAGGAAGCCCCGAGCGAGAGCCUGAGCAUGGUGCGAGGUGCAUGUCCAGGAGUGGGGACGGACAGGGCCAUGGAGAGGAGGCGCUGGCCCAGGCUCUGGGCGCACAAGGGGGUGGGGGGAAGGCAGGAGAGCAGGGCUGACCAGAAGGCUGGCCCGGCCAACGGGAGGCCAGUCACAGGGUUCUGCUGUGGCACCUGCUUAAGGCUGGAGGGAUGGGCAGCACCAGCCUGGAGAUGAGGCGGCCUGCGGAUUUCACUCUGUACUUCAAAGUCCAUGAGAACACCCAACACCACUUUGGGUCAGAGGCCAGGCCAAUGCCGCGGCGUCAACGGUGAGUCACAGCCUGGGGAGGAGCCCGCAGACACCUCGCCACCUUGGGCUUCCGGACGGAAAACAGAGCUCAGGUAUGUGAUGUGUGACCUUCAGGCGCCCCAAGGCCACGGAGCAGUGUCAGGGGCCUGCUGGCAUCUAGGCCUGUCUGAACGCACCUCACAGCCGCUGGCUCAGAGUCCUCUGUUCUCCACCUACUGCACCUGCGACUCCAGUCCAAAUAAAAGCAACACCACCUCUGUCAGCCUCCAAAGCACACGCUGCAUUCCUGGCAGGGAGGUCAGCAAAGGAAGGCUUCCUGUCUGGCUCUCAGCCACAAAGUCAGUAUCUGCAAGCAUUUCCAUGGGACUACGUCCAAGGGGGAAGGUCACUGGGUCACAGAGCCCCGCCUGUCCAUUCCUAGCACGUGGUCGAGAAGGUCACCCGGUCACGGAGCCCCGCCUGUCCAUUCCUAGCACACGGCUUCACUUCAAGGUACUGACUGGAUCUAGGGUUUCUUUGGUUUUUCUUUUUGCCACAAGGAAAGGAUUUGCAGGUCUAGAAGUAUUGUUUCUUUUUAUACUUGUGGGUCUUUUCAGGUCUGUAUAUACCUAUCAUGUCACUACUGAGUUUGUGAGUCUUGCUGUUCCUCAGAAAUGUCAAGUUCUUCCCAUAUAAUUUCUCAUAUGAUUUCCUUUUCACAGGAAGCUGUUCUUAUCAAUACGGUCAAAUGGCUGUUUUGGGUUUGAUUUUUGUUUUUUGUUUGUUUGAGGUUUUUUUUCUAUAGUGUUUACCAUGUCUGGAGAGCCAUAAACAGUAAAUACAUGGUAUAUCAAUGCCCAGAAUAGAAUAGUUAGAGUAUUUUGAUGAAACACUAUUUUUAGAUUAUAAAUUUCAAGAUGUAUCUAUAGUAUCUUGUUUUAAAAAAUUUAAAAAGACAUUUGAAACUUAGACAUUUAUAAUUUAGGGAAACUUCUAUAACCAUUUUUUAAGAAGCCAUUCUAAUAAAAUCAUCUAAUUGGCCCAAACACAAUAAAUAUCUCUUUCUAAUAAAGACCAAAGGGAAGUCAGGACAAGGCUGUUUUCACAUACCGCCCCUUGAUACCACAACCGCCUCAGGGGACACGAAGCAAACCAGUGUCCCUUUGCUGGCUCCUCCGCCACCCCCACCCCUCAGUAGAGUCUGUGGAGUCAUAACCCAGCCAGGGUCAGGAAGGUCCGCUGUCUGCACUCCUGGACAGGCUGUCCAGCUUUGAGAUCUUACGGAGCUCACGGAGAAAGUGAAAAUUUAAAGCUCUGUGUUUCAGGAAAGGCUUUGGGGGACUAACCCACCCCUGUGAGGCCCCCCUGGUGUUCUGCGCCCUCCCAGACACGGGUGGGGGUGGGGUACCCAGAGGGCAGGAGGGAGGAGGGCAGGGCUGGGGCACACUCGCCGGUGCUGUCCAUGGUGCUGCCCAAAGGGCUGUUCCCAGCAAUGCGGGGAUCUUGUUGGCUCCCGUCAAACUGCUCCCACAAAUUCUGAUUCACAUAAAGGGAGGAUUGGGGGGCUGGGGGUGAAGAAGGGUGCAAAAGAUGCAGGUUAUCCAGAGGCGGCCCAGAACAGAGGAGCACCUCCCCGUUCUGGGAGACCAGAGAUUCGAGACCAGACCUACCUCCACCUCUUAUCCUCCCAACAGAGCGCCUCCGCUGUCUCCCUCACAUUUCCCUCCCCCUCCCCUUCCUCUUCCCUGUUUUAGUGCCUGCUCUCCCUACCCUAGACCUGUGAUUCCUGGUGCAGCUGAGCUCCAGACCUCAGGCUGUCCACCCCUGAGCUCCACGGCGCUGACCUGUGCAUCAGACUGAUGCCAAGGCACGUCCAGGGGCGGAGGGUCUACUGGAGUCCUUUCUUGGACUCCUGCAACACGUCCAUUAGUCCGAACUGCCACCAAAGGGUCACUGACGGCCGAGUCUCUAGAAAGCUAGACCAAACAGCAGCACCUGCAGGGAACUACAGACAGUGUUGGCCCCGGAGAAAGAAAUUCCUUAUUUCCCAACUCAUUUCAAAAUCAAAGUUGCAGGGAUGAAACACUCUCUAAAGAUAAAGGUAAAAUGAUCUGGGUUCAAUGGCCUCUUUUCAUACAGGCACUGGAUCUUACCAUUCUGCCCUAUGUGCAUCGAUAACAAACAAACACAAACACUUUCCCAGCAGUGCCCACUUAAUUUUCAGCUAAUUUUCAGCAUUUUGUAAGCAAAUGAACUUAAUAAAUAGUAAUUCUUAAGCAAAGGUAUGUACAUAAAAAGCAUGGGUGAAUGGCAAUAUUGGAUGUACAUUUGUAAUAUUUGUAAAAAAACAAAAACAAAAAAACAAACCUCCAAAACCUUAAAGUAUUAAUUUACACGUUAAUUUGCUUCUAAGUGCUGGAAACUGCACUUCAGUGAUAUCUGAUAAGUGAAUGUUUCUGUUAAGUGAAUAAAAACAUCGAGUAAA
This is a messenger RNA of Felis catus (domestic cat), 7940 nucleotides long. It is a transcript of the gene ADARB2, whose product is annotated as adenosine deaminase RNA specific B2 (inactive). The transcript has 10 exons. The record is from RefSeq and is a predicted model, not a curated record. Gene Ontology annotation, molecular function: double-stranded RNA adenosine deaminase activity; double-stranded RNA binding; tRNA-specific adenosine deaminase activity. NCBI's taxonomy places the organism in Eukaryota, Metazoa, Chordata, Mammalia, Carnivora, Felidae. The coding region runs from base 463 to 2667 and encodes 734 amino acids. Gene Ontology annotation, cellular component: cytoplasm; nucleolus. Gene Ontology annotation, biological process: RNA processing; adenosine to inosine editing.